Messenger RNA from Penicillium macrosclerotiorum, 1014 nucleotides. Its product is annotated as glycoside hydrolase family 16 protein. Gene Ontology annotation, biological process: fungal-type cell wall organization; carbohydrate metabolic process. Gene Ontology annotation, cellular component: fungal-type cell wall. The transcript has 2 exons. Gene Ontology annotation, molecular function: glycosyltransferase activity; hydrolase activity, hydrolyzing O-glycosyl compounds. Bases 1 to 1014 code for a protein of 337 amino acids. NCBI's taxonomy places the organism in Eukaryota, Fungi, Ascomycota, Eurotiomycetes, Eurotiales, Aspergillaceae. The record is from RefSeq and is a predicted model, not a curated record.
AUGCCGAGUUCUUCUAAAUAUGCAGCUGCAGUGCUAGCCGCACUCAUUUCAUUAUCCUCUGCUCAAUCACAUACCAACUGCGAUCCUAUGGACAAGACUUGUCCAGCGGACGAGGGCUCAACGACUUCAACAUUCAGUUACGACUUCACACAAAGCUCGGAUCUCAGCCAGUGGAACACAACUUCUGGAACUGUGACCAGCAGUGAAAAUGGUGCAGAGUUCACUAUCAACGAGAAAGGCGAUUCCCCAACCAUUCAGACUGAAUUCUAUAUCUUUUUUGGAGAAGUCACAGUCACCAUGCAAGCUGCUCCUGGUACUGGCAUUGUCAGUUCGGCGAUUCUGGAGUCUGAUGAUCUUGAUGAAGUUGACUGGGAAAUGCUAGGUGGCUACACAACCAAGAUUCAAACGGAUUAUUAUGGAAAGGGAGACAGUGGUGAUUACGGUCGCUGGACCUGGGUGAAUGUUUCAAAUCCCCAGACCAACUUUUACACCUAUAAAUGGGUCUGGACUGAGGAACAGCUUACAUGGUCUAUUGACGGUACUGUCGUUCGCACCCUCAAAUAUGAAGACGCUGUCAACGGCACACGUUACCCACAAACCCCAAUGACAGUUCGUCUUGGUAUUUGGGCUGGUGGCGAUUCUGAUAAUGCUGAAGGUACGAUCGAGUGGGCUGGUGGUGAAACCGAUUACUCAGAUGGCCCAUACACCAUGUAUGUCAAAUCGGUCGAUAUUGUGAGCUAUUACCCAGCCGAAUCAUACAACUACACGGAUAAGUCAGGGUCAAUGGACAGCAUCGACAUCAUUGGUAGUGUUUCAGGGACCACAUCUGUAUCAAGCCCUAGCACAUCAUCUACCUCUUCAGCAUCGUCACAGUCAUCCGACUCGUUUAUCACCUGGGCCUCAAGUGCUACCCCAACGGUCAUCGCUCCGGCUGCCUCUUUGGGCUUUACUGGUAGCCUGGGCACCCUUUCCGUGAUGAUCAUGGCCUUCAUGAUCAUUUUGUCCUUCGUUUGA